Paramormyrops kingsleyae is the source of this 1619-nucleotide messenger RNA. Its product is annotated as max dimerization protein 4. Gene Ontology annotation, molecular function: RNA polymerase II cis-regulatory region sequence-specific DNA binding; DNA-binding transcription factor activity, RNA polymerase II-specific; protein dimerization activity. Lineage: Eukaryota; Metazoa; Chordata; Actinopteri; Osteoglossiformes; Mormyridae. The record is from RefSeq and is a predicted model, not a curated record. Gene Ontology annotation, biological process: regulation of transcription by RNA polymerase II.
UCUAUCUGGAGCUGGAAGCUGUACAGUUGACAUGGACUUGGCUGGAGGUCCCGCAGAUUCAGUACAGAGAGCCCCGUAAUACUGGGAAUCGCGAAGCUCAUCGGCCUUUCCGAACACAGCAUUAUAUAUUCGGGAUUCGCUAUUCGCAACGUCAGCUUGUUACCCAGAGGAAUCCGAGGAUGGAGCUGAAUUCUCUGUUGAUCCUCCUGGAAGCGGCGCAGUAUCUAGAGAGGAGAGACCGAGAAGCGGAGCACGGCUACGCGUCCGUUUUGCCGUACGACGGCGACUUCCCCGGGAAGAAAGCGAAGGCUUCGCCCCUGUUGAGGAAGACCCAGAGCACUAGGUCGUCACACAAUGAGCUGGAGAAGCACAGACGAGCCAAGCUGCGGCUGUACCUGGAGGAGCUGAAGCAGCAGGUGCCCCUGGGCCCAGACAGCAGCAGGCACACCACGCUGAGCCUGCUUAAGAAGGCCCGGGUGCACAUCAAGAAGCUGGAAGAGCAGGACCGCAAGGCUGUGAAUGUGAAAGAGGCCCUUCAACGCGAGCACCGCUACCUCAAACGACGCCUGGAGCAGCUCUCUGUUUCCGGCCUGGAGCGCGUCCGCACCGACAGCAUGGGCUCCACCAUCUCCACAGACUCCGAGCAAGAGGUGGACAUCGAGGGCCUGGAGUUUGCACCGGCUGAGCUGGACAGUGUGGACAGCGUGAGCGAUGGAGAUGAUCGCUACGGCUCCAGGGACGGCAGCUACACACAUCCUCACAGACUGCAGCGCUGCCUCUGACGGCCCCCACAUUGCCCGGACCCUGCCCCCAUCAGGCCUGUCUGCGAAACAUCAUUCCUCCAGCCCAGACUGCCUAGACCAGCACCUUCCUGGCCCCUGCUGCUCGGCGCACUCCCAUGUGAGGCCCGCGACCCCCUCACUGCGUGCCAUGGACUCCUGCAGCUUCCAGUAGGAAAGCAGCUCACAGCUUAUUCACUGCAGUGUAUGGGUUUGAGUAGCUGGAGAGGACCAUGUGUGCAUGUAUGUAUGUGUGUGUGUGUGUGUGUGUGUGUGUGUGAGUGCGCUUUACAGUAUAAAACUCCAAAUGUAUUUGGUAAGAUGACAGUGGACAGACCUGAUGUCAGACCAGACUGAUAAAGGUCUUUGAGCGACUCCAGUCUGUCAGUAAGGUGCUGACUUUCGCCUGACCCAGAUGACAAGAGUGUGUCAUUAGAAAUGGUCACAUGACGCUCAACUGACCCAAACAUUCCAACUGUAGCUUUAACUGGAGCUUAUAAACAAAAAUGGUGCACCUGAACUGAGGCAGCUCUACUUGCUACCCAGGAUGGAAACAAAUGUCCAGCUGUAGCCUGAUGUAGCAUUAAUAAGACAGACAGGUGGGGGAAGUCUGGCUGGGGAACACAAGCAGUGCCCCCCCUGUCUGAGAUCCACCCUGAGCAGCACAGGCGUCUGUGGCGUGACUCCUGGCAGAGAUUAACUCAGGCCUAGAUGUGGGUUGUGUGUGUGUAUCUGCAUUUGCCUGUGUGUGUGCGCCUGUAUCUGUGUGUGUUUGCCUGUAUGUAUGUGUUGUGUGUGUGUGUAUAUGUGUGUUUGCCUGUAUGUGUGUGUUGUGUGUGU